This is a messenger RNA of Nipponia nippon (crested ibis), 6001 nucleotides long. The record is from RefSeq and is a predicted model, not a curated record. Lineage: Eukaryota; Metazoa; Chordata; Aves; Pelecaniformes; Threskiornithidae.
UAAUAUCUCCUGACACCAGUGUAUCAAUCUUCAGUUGGCAAGUGAAUACAUAUGGUCAGGGAAAACCAUCUGCUUAUUUGGGUGUGUUUGACAUUAAUCGCUGGUAUCAUGCUCAAAUGCCAGAUUCGCUAAGGCCAGAAGAAUUCCUUCAUGAUUGCCCCUAUUUUGCAUUGUGGUCACUGGAUACUGUAAUAAGCAUGACUUCUCCAAACCUCAUUUUGGAUAUUCUGGUGCAUGAGCGGAGUCUCAAUCGGGGAGUUCCUCCUUCCUAUCCACCACCUGAGCAGUUUUUUAAUCCAAGCACCUAUAAUUUUGAUGGUACGUGCUUGCUGAACUCCGGAGUUAUUCAUAUGACUGGCACCGGCUUCCAGAAGGAGACCUUGAAGUUUUUAAAGAAAUUGGGUCCUUCAAUAAGUGAAGCCAUUCCUGAUAGCUACAACAGGUGCCUUGUAGCUGGCUUGCUGUCUCCAAGACUAGUUGAUGUCCAGCCAUCCAGUUUGAGUCAGGAGGAACAGUUAGAAGCGGUAUUGUCAGCUGCUGUCCAGACAGGUUCUUUAGAACUUCUGACUGGAUGCAUUAAACAUUGGACAUCGGAAGAGCAGCCAAGUUCUGCUGCUAAUUUACGCUUUGUUCUUGAGUGGACAUGGAACAAAGUGAUCUGUACGAAAGAUGAAUUUGACCGAAUAUGUGUUCCGCUGUUUGAUGGCUCUUGCAACUUCAUUGACCCACAGACGUUACGGUCUCUUCAGCACUGCCAGUUGCUUUUGAGCAACCUUAGCACAGUCUUAAACUGUUUUCUAACAGAAGCACAAGAGCUUACUGACAAAGGUUUUGCAGACUUGACAAAUAAGCAGGUGGUAACUCGCCUCAUUUCUUUGUAUGCACAAGUGGUCAUCUGGUUCUGUCGAUCCGGUCUCCUUCCAGAGGGUUUAGAUGAUGAUGUGCAUUUGCCCAGACCUUUCUACAAUUAUCCUCUGAUUCAGAGCUACUACACUGGGCACCGACAGAAACUUGAGCGUUUAUCAAGGGGAAAAUGGGAUUCUGACUGCUUGAUGAUUGAUGGAAUGGUUUCCCAGUUGGGAGACCAAGUCGAGAAGCUGUGGCGGAGAGAUGAAGGAGGAACUGGGAAGUAUCCACCUGCUAGUUUACAUGCACUGCUGGAUCUCUAUUUGCUAGAAAGCAUUGAGGAAAGCUACAAACAUGCAAUUACAAUUUACUUGCUGCUCGAUAUCAUGCAUUCCCUUCCAAAGAAAGCCGAAACUUCAAUCGACUCCUUCCCAACUGCCUUUGCCAUCCCCUGGGGUCUUGUUAAGCUUAUUCAAGGCUUUUGGCUUCUGGAUCACAAUGAUUACGAAAGCUCACUGGCCCUGCUCUUUCAUCCAGCUACGAUCAAAACUGUGUCAUGGCAACAUACGAGGAUUAUUCAGUCCCUCAUGUGCCAAGGAGAGCACAGGCGAGCCCUCAGAUACAUACAGAUGAUGAAGCCAUCAAUGUCAAGCAGUAGUGAAGUGCGGCUUUUCCUCACUGUGUUGUUGUCCAAUAGGUGCGUGGUGGAGGCUUGGGGUCUCUUGCAGCAACAUAGCACUAAGUUAGACAUAGAAGAGCUGCUAAAGCACAUGUAUGAAACCUGUCAGGAGAUGGGACUAAUGGAAGACUUACUGAAGCUACCUUUCACAGAGACUGAACAAGAGUGUUUGGAGAAGUUUUUACAGACCAAUGCUGGUGUUCAGAAUCAGGAAUUUCUUCUAGUCCACCAUCUGCAGCGUGCCAACUAUAUCCCAGCACUACAGUUGAAUCAGUCAAUGAAGGUUAAUCUUAUGAACGAUCGUGAUCCUCGCUUGAGAGAGAGAGCAGUUGUCAGAAACUCCAUAUUAGACCAAUAUGGCAAGAUCCUUCCUAGAGUCCAAAGGAAGCUGGCUGUAGAGAGAGCCAAGCCUUACCCUUUGCCUUCAUCGGUCUUCAGAGAAGUCGCAAGACCAAAGCCAUUAUCAACAGUAACAAAACAAGCUAAUGCAGGAAAUGUGCAUACAAGAGCAACUUUCAUCAGUAAUGUGUUGUCCAAAAUUGGAGAAGUAUGGGUAGGAAACGAGCAGAAAACCAGUUUCUCACAAUACGAUAGUCCUAGAGCUACAGAACCACCAGGCAUAACACACGCUCUCCCUGGAGCAGAGUUGCGCGAUCCAUUUGUUGGGACACCCGUUACAAAAUGUUCACAAAAACGUUCCAGAUUGCUGGAUUUGGUGGUUCGUCCUGUUCCUUCGUGUGCUGCAGCACAGGGUGGUACCUGGGAGUCACCAUGCAGAGCUUCUGCUCCAUUCAUGGCAUCCAGCCCAUUGAAAUCAAAUAGGCGUGGUUCCAUCUCACAAAAGAGUUUUUCAGGAGCAUCAGAGCUGAAUUUACUAGAGACUCCCCUGGUGGUUAAGAGAGCUAAAGUUUCGGCCACGUCUGCUUCUGGUUGUCCUGGGUUUACUCCUAAGUCUAUUCUCAAAUCCAGCCUUCGCACCACACCCCUAGCAACUCCCUCUGCAUCUCCAGGACGAUCUGUUACUCCUCCUCUACGAGCAAAGGAACCUAGAAUAUCUUUCAGGGAAGAGAUCUCGAAUGCAGAAUGGACUCUUGGGGUAACAGGAGGUGAUAAAGCACUGUCUGGAGCUUCAUCUGAGCAUCGACAUGGAGUGGUGGAGGAUGCUUGGUCUGAAAGUAGAGAGAAAACAACUCUCUCUACUCUGAGCAAUCCUGAGGAUGAUCGUGCUGAAAUGGAAGAGUCUUCAGAAAGCAUACCUGGAGCUGGUUUGGAGAAAAUGGAUGCCAGCAAAGAAACUAGUAGCUUCUCUGCCAGGUCAGACCAAACUACUUUGGAGUAUCAUGAUGCAAAAUCACCUGGCGAUUUUGAAGAUGAUGUCAUCUUCAUAGCUGCUAAACCAGCUAAUUCUUCCCCUGAAGAAAGUGCCGGUUUUCAAGAACUGGGGAAGGAAGAAGACAGUGAAGUGGUUGAAGAUAAACCGUUCCAGAUGGAACAACCAGAUUCAUCAGAACUAAGAAAAGAAGCUGGAUUUGUGGAAGAAUCAAAUGCUGAAAGUCCUGCCCUUCCUGAGGAUGGUAAAUUGGUGGUUAAAGCUCCUGAGGCUGCUGCUUUUGGGACUGCAAGUGAAGGCGAAACAACCCACCAGGAGUCCAGAAUGUCCUCUGCAUCAGAAGAAACAGCCAUACCAGUUGCACCAAAUCCACAGCUCUCUGAAUCCCCGGGGGCAGACGCUGAAUCUGCGAUAAGUAUCCUUGACCGUGAGGACGUGGUCAGUACUCAUUCCGAAAAUCACCUUGAGGGCAAGUGUGUGGAUUUACCUAAAGAACAAGACCUCGAAGCAGCUGAAGUUGAAGAAGAUGUUCCUCUUCCGCAGGAAGAAGUAGCUGUUUCUAACAAUCUUCCUCAAGCUGAGGAAAUGAACGUUCUUGAAGAUAGUGCGGUUAAGGCACAAACCUGGGAAGAAGCCCCUGAAAGAUCACCAUAUAGUGAACUGCUUCCAUCAGGCAGUCUUCAAUACAGCUAUGCUACUAUAGAGCAACAGUUUGCAUGUGAUUUGCCUGAUAAUAAGGAUAGUGAAUGUGAUGCAGCUGAGGGAGAUGGAGAGCUUUUUGUAUCUCAGAGUAAUUUUACUUUAGUCUUGGAAGGAGAAGAAGGUGAAGGGGAGAUGGGAGGCCCUACGUCAGUGGAUGGUUCUCGACCGGCUGGUACGACAGCAGAGGAAAAGCCCGUGAACAGUUUAGGAAAUUCUGAAAACCAAGACCAUGUGACAAACUCGGUGUCCACUGUAACUAGCGAUCAGGCAUCUCAAAAUAUUGCAGAGUCGCUCCCAUAUGUGCCUGAACCCAUUAAGACAGCUAUUGCUGAGAACUUGCUGGAUGUAAUCAAAGACACAAGGAGUAAAGAAUUUACAUCUGAAGUUGUAGAACAGUCUAUUCAUGAAACCAUAGGUAAAAAGGUAACGAGAUUCCAGAAGGCAAAAGCUCCCCUACCAACUGUACCAGAAGGAGUGGAAGAUGACACCAGCAUCCAUCAAGUCGAGUAUGUCAUCACUCCUAGGACACGCACAAGGGGACAACUGAGUAGAAGUCUAAGUAUUGCAUCGGCAAGUGAUCAGCAACUGCUGAAGAGAGACGAACCAGUUCUGUUUGGACUGUCUCCUAGGAGAAGUACCAGGCGAACAAAAGAAGCAUCAGAGACUUCUAGUCUUCAAACGGAAGAAAAUGCUCACGGGGAGCAAGUACCUGUGAUCCCUGUUACUCCUAGGAGAGGUAGGAAGCCUAAACCGACUAGUUUAGAAAAAGUAGAAAGCAGCCAUUCUGAUGGACAAACGUUGUCCGUCAGGACGCAGUCCAUAGCUGUUACUCCAAGAAGAGGAUUAAGGAGAGCAAAGGAAGCUGCGUCUGAGCUCUUGGAAGAGGCUAAUGAGGAAACUUGUCUUGCGGAAGGUAGCGUUAUUGCUUCUGCUACUUCCAAAAGGACUAGAGGAGGGAAAAGUUCAGCAGGAGAUGAAGAAAGUGGCCAGACAGACACUGCUCAUAAGAUAAAACCGGCGGUCAGUCCCAGCAGAAGUGCAAGAAAACUGAAAAGCAUUAAUUUACAAUUGACUGAAAAUACUGUCAAGGAUCCAGAGGUGCAGCCUAGUGACCAAGUCCUUGUACCCGUGCCAACUAAAAGGGGCAGAAGAAGAAAGAGGAGUUCAUCCGAAGUUUCAGAAAAUUCUGACCUUGAUUUGUCUAAACCCUCGCUUCCUCAAACAGAAUUCAAACUUGCUCUCACUCCUAGAAGAAGUGCUAGGAAGGGGGCACGCAAUCUCUUGGCAGACACAGAAUCUCUCUCUACUCAGGAGGGCGUACGUUCAGGGGGGAAAGUGGAAAUCCUUGAUACUCCUAGGAGAAGAGCGAGAAGAGUUGCACGUGCUAAAGCAGAAGAAACGGAUACUCGUGAGCAAACACCUGCACAGCCAAAUGAGGAAUCGGCCACGCCCGGGACUACAGUAAGGACAGGGCGUCGGGGCAGAAAGAGACGCUCAAUAUUGGCAGAGAGCACAGGGGAGGAGGCCUUCCCCCAGGGACCUGGUGGCAGUCCUUUGCUGCUUGAAGGCAUAAACCCAUCAGGACAUGAGGAAACAUCAAGAACUUUAAGGGAUCGUAUGACAAGAACCAGAUCCCGCAAAACUGCCACGCAUCAGAAAGUGUCUGUUGAGGAAAAGGAGUCCUUCCUUUUCUCUCCUCCUCUCACAAAGCUGACAAAGAGAUGUAAAGCUGGAAAAGCAGACCGUCCUGUGCAGCUUAAGGAUUCAGACCCGGACAUGUCUUCUCAAUUCGUCUUUUCACCGCCUCUUUUGCGAUCAAGGAUGAAAAAUGUAUCUAGCAUUUCCCGAAUUGUGACACAACCAGAGCUUCCAGCUAAAGAGGAAGAGGAUACCAAAUCCACAGAGCCUGUGGGAAAGCCCAAAUUGAAGAGAGGUAGAACUGCAAAGUCAGAAAUGAAGCAAGCAAGCAAAACCCCAAGACAAGAAGGUUCUUGGUCACCUCCACCAGUGGAAAUAAAAUUCAUCUCUCCUUUUGGAAGUCCAGUGGAUGGACCAAAAAAAAAACAGAAAGAAACCGCAGACGUGGCAGAGAAGACUCUACGAAAGAACAAAAAAAGACUGUCUAAUUUUCCAAAGCCAGUUGUGCGCCGGAAGAUGCUGUAACUCUUUUUUAAGUUUAGAACGUACACCGCUGUUUGUGAAGUCAUCAAAAUUGUCUGGAUUAGUAAAAAGAAAAAAAAAAAUCAUCUAAUUUGGAAGAGAUAAUUUAUAUAAAUUAUUGUAAAAUUUCAUAAACUAAUGGUCUUCAAGAAGUAACUCCAUAUGGAGUGCGGUUUCUUCAGUCAAUGCAGUUUUCUAUUUUAUAUUAAGACUUCAUACCUUUAUAUAAUAUGUAAAUACAGCUUAUUUUAGGAAUGUGAAAUAAAAAUGUCUACUUCACAAUA